AUGAGCCAGAUUCCGCCAGAAGUCGAAGCACAUCACAAGAUCAUGCGGGAGACAUUCUUCGCGGUCACAACGCCGCUGCUUACGCCGCUCAACCUGUCCCUCGUCGUCCUGAUCCUGACGCUCGCGUACCUGCGCCUGCGGCCACAAGCGGCGCCAUCCCUCCCGCCGGGUCCCCAACCUAUCGUCUUCAAGACCUUCACGCCGCGCACGCUGCUCAAGUACAACGGCACCGACAACUCACCCGUCUACCUGGCUGUGCGCGGUAAGGUCUACGACGUCUCGUCCGGCCGCAACUUUUAUGGGCCCGGCGGGCCGUACGAGAACUUCGCCGGGCGCGACGCCACGAGGGGCUUGGCCUGUCAAAGCUUUGACGAGGAGAUGCUGACGAAGGACCUCGAUGGGCCAUUGGACCCGUGUGACGACUUGUCGCCCGAGCAGGUGGAUAACUUGAACGGGUGGAUCGAGAGAUUUGACGAGAAGUAUCUGGUUGUGGGCAAACUCGUGGCGUUCCGGAAGACCGACUUUCAUUAG
Messenger RNA from Fonsecaea erecta, 531 nucleotides. RefSeq lists its product as hypothetical. The coding region runs from base 1 to 531 and encodes 176 amino acids. The record is from RefSeq and is a predicted model, not a curated record. Gene Ontology annotation, cellular component: endomembrane system; membrane. NCBI's taxonomy places the organism in Eukaryota, Fungi, Ascomycota, Eurotiomycetes, Chaetothyriales, Herpotrichiellaceae. The transcript is spliced from 4 exons.